GACGGCUGUUCUCAGUGAAGGGCCUUGCACCCGCUCCUGAGCAGCGGCCAUGGGCCUGCUCUCCUUCCUGAAGACGCAGUUCGUGGUGCACCUGCUCAUUGGGUUUGUCUUCGUGGUGAGCGGGCUGGUCAUCAACUUCACCCAGCUAUGCACGCUGGCCCUGUGGCCCAUCAACAAGCAGCUGUACCGCCGGCUGAACUGCCGCCUCGCCUACUCACUCUGGAGCCAGUUGGUCAUGCUUCUGGAGUGGUGGUCCUGCACCGAGUGCACCCUGUUUACGGACCAGGCCACAGUGGACCGCUUUGGGAAGGAGCAUGUGGUCAUCAUUCUCAACCACAACUUCGAAAUCGACUUCCUCUGUGGAUGGACCAUGUGUGAGCGGUUCGGCGUGCUGGGGAGUUCCAAAGUCCUCGCCAAGAAGGAGCUGCUCUACGUGCCCCUCAUCGGGUGGACGUGGUACUUCCUGGAGAUUGUGUUCUGCAAGCGGAAGUGGGAGGAGGACCGGGACACUGUCAUCGAAGGUCUGAAGCGCCUGUCCGACUACCCCGAGUACAUGUGGUUCCUCCUGUACUGCGAGGGCACACGCUUCACAGAGACCAAGCACCGCGUCAGUAUGGAGGUGGCCGCCGCCAAGGGGCUACCUGUCCUCAAGUACCACCUGCUGCCGCGGACCAAGGGCUUUACCACCGCGGUCCAGUGCCUCCGGGGGACAGUUGCAGCUGUCUAUGAUGUAACCCUGAACUUCAGAGGAAACAAGAACCCAUCCCUGCUGGGGAUCCUCUAUGGGAAGAAGUAUGAGGCAGACAUGUGUGUGAGGAGAUUUCCUCUGGAAGAGAUCCCACUGGAUGAGAAGGAAGCAGCUCAAUGGCUUCAUAAACUAUACCAGGAGAAGGAUGCACUGCAGGACAUGUACAACCAGAAGGGCGUGUUUCCAGGGGAGCAAUUUAAGCCUGCCAGGAGGCCAUGGACCCUCCUGAACUUCCUCUUUUGGGCCACGCUUCUCCUCUCCCCUCUCUUCAGUUUUGUCUUGGGUGUCUUUGCAAGUGGAUCCCCCCUCCUGAUCCUGAUGUUCUUAGGGUUUGUGGGAGCAGCUUCCUUUGGAGUUCGCAGACUGAUAGGAGUAACUGAAAUAGAAAAAGGCUCCAGCUACGGGAACCAAGAAGUUAAGAAAAAGGAAUAACUCAUGGCUGUGAUUGAACACACAUAACCUGACGGUGAUAUCCAAUUAACUCAAUUAAAAACAGAACAACACACACAGAGCGGAGGAAAAAAAGACACUUAGAAACUAUUUUUCUUAUUAACUGGUGACUAAUAUUAACAAAUAAAACUUGAGCCAAGAGAAAAGAACUCAGAAGGCCUGCCAGACGAAGACGGUCCGCUUCCGGCCACCAGGGUCCCAGCCCGUCCCCAAGGGGCGCGCGCUGAUGCAGACGGGUCCUGGGUGAGCCUGUCGCACGCAGAUGCCCUCCUCGAGAAUUCCACUUCCAAGAAGGAGCCUUCGGCUGCUUUCUCUCCUUAAACUUAGAUUGAGAUUUUUAUUUAUCAGUUAUUUUGGGAACUUAACCUGGCCCCUCCCCUCUUCCCCUGCACCCUCAAAAAACUCCCUUGAUGAAUUUCUGCUGUCCCCCUGGGAACCUACUGCCAGGUCCCAGCCCCCCAGGGAGCUCGCACAGCCGCUCUGCUUGGCUCCGCACCUUGGCUUCUAGAGGGAGCGGGGGCACCGUGGAGAGCCUUCUCCUAGUGAUAAGCACACACUGAAUGUAAGCCAGGUGGAUUCAUGGCAGAUCUGAUGGAUCACUCUGCCCUCUACUGGGGCUGGCUGAAGGUGAAGGCCCCCUUCUAUUUUCUAGAGCACUCUUUGCCCUCAUUCCCAUUAACUCUGUGUGUAAAUACCUUGCAUCUGUUUUUAAAGCAAAUGGACCCCUGAGGACUCGGUGAGAUGUAGAGUUCUCUGUGUCCCUAAAGCUCCUCUGUCCCUCUUGUGGCUGUCAGACUCCAGUCCCUCAGCACUGGGUGCUGGGAGGGAAGCCACACGGGUCCACCACCCUUCCCCCCAGCAGAUCAGGAGCCCAGGAGGGAGGCUGGGCAGCCUACAGGACUCUCUAGGAUGCUUUCUAAGAAGUGACAGCACCAUCAAACCUCUCUCUCAAAGGUCACUGGAGACUGUUAACACUGAGCUCAUUGGCUUUUAGAGAUUUUAUUUUACUAGCUGAUCUCUUGAUGGUUCUU
Carlito syrichta (Philippine tarsier) is the source of this 2229-nucleotide messenger RNA. RefSeq names its product 1-acylglycerol-3-phosphate O-acyltransferase 3 (gene AGPAT3). Gene Ontology annotation, cellular component: endoplasmic reticulum; endomembrane system. NCBI's taxonomy places the organism in Eukaryota, Metazoa, Chordata, Mammalia, Primates, Tarsiidae. Gene Ontology annotation, molecular function: 1-acylglycerol-3-phosphate O-acyltransferase activity. The record is from RefSeq and is a predicted model, not a curated record.